AUGUUCACCACUAUUAUGGGUCCCUCUACGAAUCCCACUCAAUUUGAAGGAGGUGAACCGGGAUAUCCUUUCGAUAGCGUUUUCAAUUCUUUGUUUCCUAUUGAUGCGAUGUUUGAGUUCAAUACCACAAAGGACGGUAACCUCACCACUCACAAAUUUAUUGGCAGAUAUGCAUCGUUUAGUGCAAUAUUGAGUGGGAAACUAAGCAAUCAGUACAAGAUAUUAUCAGAGAAUGCAUGUUCCAAUGUGACGGUAAAUAAGAAUGAUCAAAAUAAGAUUCUUGUUGUUUCUAGGGGAGAAUGUAACUUUGUUAGUAAAGUCUUGAACAUAGUUGACUCAAAUGCAAAGCCAAAAGCCAUUCUUAUUGCAAAUAAUGAGCCCUACAGGGGGUUGGUAACGAUGUACUCAAACACUUUUAAUCAAGACGGUUCUUUGAGGAUUCCAAUUGUGUUUAUCACGUUCGAAGAUGGCAAGCUCCUCCAAUCAUUGGAGGCGGGUGACAUAGUUUUGCAAAUGAGCACGGCACCAAUUGGCGAUUGGAUGAACGUAUUGUUGUCUAUUGUUUUGUCGCCUCCAUUGUUGAUCAUCCUCAUCUAUUGCAUGAUCUUGUGUGGGCAAAGAGUGAGAAGAAAGCAGAUGAACAAGCGCAACACACAAUUAGUGAACAACUUGCCGGUCUACGUAUACAGCGAUGAGCAAUUGAUACUAGAAUCUGAUUUUGAGAAGUGUGUCCGUCUGAUGGAUGAGGGUGUGCUCGUCAAUUCUACUUCGUUUGCCAAAUGUGCUAUGCAUCAAAAAUUCAGAGUUUUGAACUCCCCGGAUGAUUACUUUAGAGCAUUCAAAUGCUCCAUAUGUUUGGAAAAAUACGAACCUUUGAUGUCCAGAGUUUUGGUUUUGGAGUGUAAACACAUGUAUCAUCAAAAAUGCCUUUCCAGAUGGUUGAUUAAUUUCAAAAGAACUUGUCCGUUGUGUAAUAGCACAAUUUUCACAGACAAUCUUCUUACCGGUCAUGAGGUAUCCUAUGGUAGUACGGACAUUGAAAGUGGUGUUACCGAAGGAAGUAGCAGAGAGGUAGAAGAUGUGCAACGUCCGUUCAAUUACAGGAGUAUGAGUAGUCAAGGACUGUUCCAAAGACCUUUUUUAAUAUCAAGACCGCUGGCGAUCUUGAACUGUUACAACUCUAACCACAAUGGGCCACAACUCAGUACCAGUAUUGAUUCAGUAUGA
This is a messenger RNA of Lodderomyces parapsilosis, 1227 nucleotides long. RefSeq lists its product as uncharacterized. The record is from RefSeq and is a predicted model, not a curated record. Bases 1 to 1227 code for a protein of 408 amino acids. Lineage: Eukaryota; Fungi; Ascomycota; Pichiomycetes; Serinales; Debaryomycetaceae. The transcript has a single exon.